Messenger RNA from Camelus dromedarius (Arabian camel), 1723 nucleotides. RefSeq names its product dynein assembly factor with WD repeats 1 (gene DAW1). Gene Ontology annotation, molecular function: protein binding. The transcript is spliced from 13 exons. NCBI's taxonomy places the organism in Eukaryota, Metazoa, Chordata, Mammalia, Artiodactyla, Camelidae. The record is from RefSeq and is a predicted model, not a curated record. The coding region runs from base 28 to 1275 and encodes 415 amino acids.
GUCGCCUGGUGGUCCCCGAGCGAGAAGAUGAAGCUCAAGAGCCUCCUGCUCCGGUAUUACCCACCAGGAAUUAUGUUGGAAUAUGAAAACAGUGGAGAAUUAAAGACCAAAUCCAUAGAUCUGCUUGAUCUUGAUCCCAGUACAGAUGUCAACGCCUUAGUAGAAGAGAUACAGAAAGCAGAACCUCUAAUCACAGCUUCACGAUCAGACCAAGUCAAACUUUUAAUACAGAGAUUACAGAAUAAACUCAAACAGCACAGCAACCACAAAUUCUACCUAUUUAAGGUUCUCAGAGCCCAUAUACUGCCAUUGACAAAUGUUGCACUUAAUAAAUCAGGCUCAUGCUUUAUCACAGGGAGCUAUGAUCGGACAUGCAAACUCUGGGACACGGCAUCUGGAGAGGAGCUUCACACCCUGGAGGGUCACAGGAAUGUGGUUUAUGCCAUAGCAUUCAACAAUCCUUACGGUGACAAAAUUGCCACUGGGUCCUUCGAUAAGACUUGUAAACUAUGGAGUGUAGAAACGGGAAAAUGCUAUCACACCUUUAAGGGUCAUACAGCAGAAAUAGUGUGUUUAUCAUUUAAUCCUCAAAGUACAUUGGUGGCUACUGGAAGUAUGGACACAACAGCCAAACUGUGGGACAUUCAGAAUGGAGAGGAACUGUUCACUUUGACAGGACAUUCAGCUGAAAUCAUCUCCUUGUCCUUUAACACCUCGGGAAACAGGAUCAUCACGGGGUCUUUUGAUCACACAGUGAUAGUGUGGGAGGCUGAUAGUGGAAGGAAGGUGUGCACCUUAAUCGGGCAUUGUGCUGAGAUCAGUAGCGCCUUAUUCAACUGGGAUUGCUCUCUGAUAUUAACUGGCUCUAUGGACAAAACCUGCAUGCUGUGGGAUGCUACAAAUGGAAGGUGUGUGGCAACAUUAACAGGCCAUGAUGAUGAAAUACUAGACAGCUGUUUUGACUACACUGGAAAGCUUAUUGCAACUGCUUCAGCCGAUGGAACAGCAAGAGUUUUCAGUGUAGCCACAAGAAAAUGCAUUACCAAAUUGGAAGGCCAUGAAGGCGAAAUUUCAAAGAUCUCUUUUAACCCCCAAGGGAGCCGUCUUCUCACUGGCAGCUCUGACAAAACGGCCAGAAUCUGGGAUGCUCAGACUGGGCAGUGCCUCCAGGUUCUCGAGGGGCACACUGAUGAGAUUUUCUCAUGCGCUUUCAACUAUAAAGGCGACAUAAUCAUUACAGGCAGCAAGGAUAAUACCUGCAGGAUAUGGCGCUGACUGAGGACAGCCUGGGGUGAGGAACCACGGUCUUCAAGAGCUGGGCUUCACCGACGGCCAGCAAGCUAUUUUGAUAUUUUCUGUAGUUUCUCUUUUUCCACAAGUCAACCAUUUAUACACUGUCCUCAGUUUCACAGAUACGACCAUUAAAGCAGUGAAGUUACAUCAUUUCUUGCUAUUAUUUGAUGGAGAUGACAAAAACGAGUAUACACUCUGGCAAAUGUCGCUGGUUAUUUUAAAUUUGUUUUAUCUCUUGAUGGCAUCACGAUACUGAUGAAUGCAACCAGAGUAGUUUAACAGUGUGUCUCCUAGAUUCUACUUGGAAGGCUGUUAUUAUCAUUUCUAUUGAAUAAAGGUUUCGGAGUAAAUUUUUUUGUGUUGCAUGAUGUGUGUUUUCUUCCUUGUGAUGAGAAUUUUUAAGAUCUACUCUUUCAACAACUUUCAGACA